CAAGAAGACGGAAGUUCGCCAUUACAAUAAAUAUCUUAAUAACUGAGAAGUUCAUAGGAUGAGUGCUUUCUGAAAAUUAAUUGUUAAUAAUUAUUGGAGAUACACGUGACGCUGAGGUCCCGGGUUUGGAUACCGCCAUUGCUCUUGUCGCAUAAGUACAAUAAAAUCAUUUUUAAUGAUUGGAGUAUCGAGAGGAGAAAGAGACCGCCUAACCGUUAAAAUUCAUAACAUGAAAAGGAGUGGAUCUAGAGAUUCACCUCCUCCGCGCACAAAAAGAUCCAGAAGCAGUAUGGGCAGAUACGAAGAUAGUUCUGAUGAAAGGAUUACACCAGAGCGUAUUCGUCGGAGGGCAAGAUCGCCCAGUUUAAGGACUAGAUAUAUUUCCCCUCACAGGGAAGAGUACAUGCGAUCACGGGAUAUUCCUGAGAGAUCUUAUUCGUAUAAAGUACUUUGUGUAAGUGCUCUGCACCCAAAAGCCAGCGAUGAAGUAAUAAAAGAUACACUUUACAGAGAGUAUAAAAAAUUUGGUGAUUUAAGUAUUCGAAUAUCUCAUGAUCUAGAUGAGAGGGUAGCCUAUGUGUGUUUCAGAACUGCAGAGGAUGCUCGAGAAGCAAAGCAUAGUAAACCACGUAUAAUUUUAUAUGACAAAGUUGCUUUAGUAGAACCUGUUUAUGAAAGCAACCGAGCUGAAACCUAUCGAAGCCGACCUCGAUCAUUCACUCCAGAAUAUGAAAGAACAUAUUAUGCACGAUCACCAGAACGUCGCAGACCUAUUGAACACUAUGAACGAAAUUAUGGACCUCCCCCUACGAGCAUUGCUCAUAGGGAGUUUCGUCCUAUUGCACACCAUGAAUAUCUUCCUCGUGGACCUCCCAUGCAUCAUGGACCUCCACACAUGCAUCCAGGUCCACCGCACCACUAUGUUCCUCGUCAUCUCAUUCAUGGUGGUCCCAGGCCUCACACCCCAUUUGAAAAACCAGAAAAUAAAAAAGAUAAGUUUCCAAAUUAUUUGCAUCAUGUUCAACCAGAAGAUGAUCCAUUGGCCACCAGAACGUUGUUUGCAGGUAAUUUGGAAAUAAACAUAUCAGAUGAAGAAUUACGUCGUAUUUUUAGUAGGUAUGGUAUUGUUGAAGACAUUGAUAUUAAAAGACCUCCACCAGGCACUGGGAAUGCAUUUGCUUUUGUAAGGUAUCAAACAUUAGAUAUGGCACACCGUGCCAAAGUUGAACUGUCAGGUCAAUACAUAGGAAAAUUUCAGUGCAAAAUAGGUUAUGGUAAAGCUACACCGACCACUAGAAUAUGGGUGGGCGGUCUAGGGCCAUGGACUUCUGUUCCACAGUUAGAGAGGGAAUUUGAUAGAUUUGGUGCUAUAAAGAAAAUUGAAUAUGUUAAGGGGGACAAUAAUGCUUACAUUUUGUAUGAUUCUAUAGAUGCAGCACAGGCUGCUGUUAAAGAAAUGAGAGGUUUUCCUUUAGGUGGGCCUGAUCGUAGAUUAAGGCUAGAUUUUGCUGAUGUUACGCCUGGUGGUCCAUUUCGCCCUAAGCAUGCAUAUCCAGUUGCAGAAGAUAGUGUUGAGUUUAGGCGAGUACCAGAAUAUGAAAGUUACGAAGGGUGGGAAGAAGGUAGUUUCUAUUCUGGUCCUCCUAGAAGUUAUAGAGGCCGUGGUGGACCUUGGCGUGGUACUAGAGGUGCGUACAGGGGAGGAUAUCAUGGUGAAGGCUAUAGAGAAGAGGAUUAUGUCAGUAGACGUCUGCCUCCUGAGUUGGACUAUGAAACUUCUCGCUGCAUUAGGAGAUCAGGUUCUCGGGAGCCUGGAGUUGAUAGAUCUCGAUCCCGUUCACCUAGGCAUAGAUCACCUGAAAGUGAUUCAGAUACGUCAACUCGACGAGGUUGUGUUGGUAGUGGCAUGUUAGCUUCUGCCAGAACUUUACCGGAAGUUGCGCGCAAAUCUACAACAACCUGGCAUGGUGCACUUAUAUUAAAAAAUUCUCUGUUUCCUGCUAAGUUUCAUUUGACUGAUGGUGAUAAUGAUAUUGUGGAAGGACUCAUGAAAGACGAAGAUGGCAAGCAUCAUCUGAGAAUAACUCAAAGAUUGAGACUAGAUCAACCAAAACUUGAAGAUGUUCAAAAACGGAUUGCAACAUCUAGUUCACAUGCGAUAUUUUUAGGUCUUGCUGGAUCUACUGGUUCAAUUUCAAAUGAUGAUACUAGUGUGCAAACUAGGCCACUAAGAAAUCUUGUUUCAUAUCUCAAGCAGAAAGAAGCUGCAGGCGUAAUAUCUUUAUUAAAUAAAGAAACAGAAGCAACUGGAGUGCUUUACUCUUUCCCGCCUUGUGAAUUUUCGACAGAAUUGCUAAAGCGAACAUGUCACAACAUCACAGAGGAGGGGCUUAAAGAAGACCAUUUGGUUAUUGUAGUUGUCAGAGGUGGAACAGCCUAAUCCAUAUUGGUUUUUGGUAUGAUACUGUAAUUUUACUAUUUUUAUAUAAUUUUUGUAGGGCUUUGAAUGAAUCAUUCAAAUAUUUAAUUUUACAAUUUCUAAUUUAAAGAGCUUUUACAUAUUCCAAGUUAUUUAUAGGAAUAUUAUGAUAGAAUUCUUGUAUUAUCACUUGCAAAUUGAAGGUAAAUUAAUAUUUAAGUUUUACUUUGACUAUAAAAUAUAAUAGUCCAUAAAUAUAAUAUUAAGGUACUUUAUAAGAAAUUUUAGAUUUAUUGCACAUGAUCGCAAUGGAAGAAGCAGCAUUGAUUUCAUUUAAACACGUUGCAAGAAAACUGAUGUGAAAUGUGAUUAGUAUUGAGUGAAGUAUUUGACAACAAAUUAUUAUACAAUUCAGCAUUUAUUUCAGAUUUUGAUUUUAAUUUUCAAUUCAAUUACUUUUCAAAACGUUAAAAUGAAAUUGAUAAAAAAAAAAAUUGCUGUAAUUUUACAAGUGAAUUUGUAAUUGUGAGAUUUUCCAUUCAUAAUGUGUACUAGAUCUUUAGUGGUGACGUGGAAAGUGUAUGAUAGGUUCAUUUCAUGUAAUUAGUAAUUAGUUAUACAUAAUAUUUGUGUCGUGUUAAUAUCAGUGUCAGGGUGGUUUGUGUAAAAGAAAAUUUAAUUUAACAGAAUUUAACAUUGAAGUUAAAUUAAAUUAUCUUUUUUUUUGUUGAAAACCUUGUGCAAUUAAGUGAACAAAUCAUCAAAUAAUUGUGGUUUUGUGACAAAUAGAAUGUUAGUUCUUAAAGACAAAAGUUGUUUUUGUGUAACUUUAUAUCCCAAAGACCUCGCGUUUUCAAUAAUUGUGUGUCGUUAUCUAAAUAACUUACGCUUGUGAUUAUAAAUUAAAAAA
This is a messenger RNA of Ctenocephalides felis (cat flea), 3329 nucleotides long. RefSeq names its product RNA-binding protein spenito-like. The transcript is spliced from 2 exons. Bases 176 to 2440 code for a protein of 754 amino acids. NCBI's taxonomy places the organism in Eukaryota, Metazoa, Arthropoda, Insecta, Siphonaptera, Pulicidae. Gene Ontology annotation, cellular component: nucleus. Gene Ontology annotation, biological process: regulation of alternative mRNA splicing, via spliceosome. The record is from RefSeq and is a predicted model, not a curated record. Gene Ontology annotation, molecular function: mRNA binding.